CACACAGCUUUGAUCCAAUCUGCUGUCUUCAAAAAGUCACCUUUUCCUGCGUAUUUCUCUCCCAGGACUUCCUUAUAAUUGUUACUCAUCCAAGGGCAGCAGAGGUUGCCAUUUAUUGCAUCAUUUGAUGGAAAUAUAAAGGAGACGCCAGUUGCUUCAGAAAUGUUACAUCGAUAAUGAUUCUUUUACCGAAAGCAAGAUUAUCACGGACAAAAACAAACAAGACCGAGUAGAUAGGACCAAAACACACAGUGACAGUGAGUGACUGUUUUAUAAACCAUUUCAUUUUGCCAUUUCCCUGGACAUCCAUAUGGCAUUACAUUACGACUGAUUAAAUUGAGAACCUCAUGAGCAGUUUACAUCUGAUAAAUUCUCCAUCAACGAAAAUGGUUAUUUUAUGAAGUUUAUGUUGAUCAUCUGACUGCACGAGACGUGUGAGUGAGCAGCCGGAGCAAAAAGACACUGCCGCCUGAAAUUGAAAAGGACUGAUUCUCUCAUUCUCUCAAGGCAAUUUUUUUUUUUUUUUUUUUUCACAUCUGGGCUCUGGACUGGAUUAUUGGAGCAUAGCCAUAGAGCAAGGCUGGAGUGAGUUCUUCUAUGUUAUCAGUGCAUAUCCGUUGUAACAACAUUUGACAACUUUAAAGUUUAACGCAGUCUCAUGAGAGGAUGUGCUUACAUUAAUUACACGAAACCGUAGGACAUUUUAAAUACCUGAAAGAAAACCAACUUCAAAAUGUGUGCUGCAAUAGUAAACAACUUUCACCCCGACCACGAAGAUGUGAAGUCACCAACGACCCCAGAUAUGCCAGAGGGUGCUCACCUGUUUGCACCAGAGAGUAGUGACCUAACCAACGGUGACUCACAACUCCUGAAUGAACUCUCUGCCAAGAACAAACUGGUGAGCCCUAGUACGGAGAUGUAUGACUUACUACAGAAACAGCUGAAGCAGAGAUUAGACGAUGGGCAAGGAGAGACGGUGUAUGAGAUCGGACAGGGCGGAGAUGGCAAAGAUGGUGGACUCACCCGCGAGGAAAUGGAUGCUUCUGUUGCUACCCUGGAUUGCUUAUCUCAGUCACUAGGUGCAGACAUAGUCUUAUUGCGAGAGCGCCAGCUAGAGACUGGUUUUGUUGCUGAUUUUCUGGUGAGGAAGCGUGCCGAUGAGCGAGACUUUGUUGAAGUUCGCGUUGCAGUGGUAGGCAAUGUUGACGCCGGUAAGAGUACAUUAUUAGGUGUACUCACUCAUUCAGAGCUGGACAACGGUAGGGGACUGGCCCGCCAGAAGCUCUUCAGACACAAGCAUGAGGUGGAAUCGGGGAGGACAAGCAGUGUCGGGAACGAUAUCCUGGGAUUCGACAGCAAGGGAAACGUUGUGAACAAACCUGAUACUCAUGGUGGGAAUCUUGACUGGUUGAGAAUAUGUGAAACCUCCUCCAAAGUCAUCACCUUUAUCGACCUCGCUGGACACGAGAAAUACCUGAAAACAACCGUGUUCGGAAUGACGGGGCACGCACCGGACUUUGGAAUGCUUAUGGUUGGAAGUAAUGCAGGCAUAAUCGGCAUGACCAAGGAGCAUCUUGGCCUUGCGCUGGCCCUGAGUGUACCCGUCUUCGUUGUCGUCACCAAGAUCGACAUGUGCCCACCAAACGUCUUGGCAGAGACCAUGAAGCUGCUACAACGAAUUCUCAAAUCUCCCGGUUGCAGAAAGAUCCCCGUGCUUGUCAACAACCACGACGAUGUUGUCAUGGCAGCAACAAACUUUAGCUCGGAAAGAGUGUGCCCGAUCUUUCAAGUCUCCAACGUCACCGGAGAGAAUCUACCUCUACUUAAGACGUUCCUCAACCUUCUCUCAACCAGAAUGCACUGCGACGUCAACGAGCCGGCCGAGUUCCAGAUUGAUGAAACCUAUUCAGUGCCGGGUGUGGGAACGGUUGUAUCGGGAACGACAUUAAAGGGUCUGAUCAGUGUGAACGACACAUUACUCCUGGGCCCCGAUCCCCAGGGGAACUUCCAACCGGUCAUCGUGAAGAGUAUCCAUCGGAAGAGGAUGCCGGUACGGAUAGUCAAGGGAGGACAGACCGCAUCCUUUGCGCUUAAGAAGCAAAUCAAACGUUCCCACAUCAGGAAAGGUAUGGUGAUGGUCUCGGCCCACUCCAAGCCAGAGGCUUGCUGGGAGUUUGAAGGAGAGAUUCUGGUAUUGCAUCACCCGACGACAAUAAGCACUCGCUACCAGGCCAUGGUUCACGUCGGGAGCAUACGACAAACGGCAUCCAUCAUCUUCAUGAGUCAAGAGCAUUUACGAACUGGAGACAAGGCCCAAGUUCGCUUCAGGUUCAUUAAGAACCCAGAGUUUCUUCAUCCAGACAGUCGCAUGGUCUUCAGGGAAGGCAGAACCAAAGCCGUGGGGCGCAUCACCAAGACUCAUCCCCACGUGUCGCUCAACGUUCUCAAGAACAAGCAGAAGCUUGGGAAGGGCAGAGGUCAAGGUGCUGGUCCCAAACCACCGGACAACGUGCCGGGGAGGUACGCUACUGGGGGCCCGGGGUCACGGGGCGGACGCCGAAGCCGCCACCGAAAGGCCAGAGAGGCUGGGGAUGAUCCCGAGGAGGACAGACACCAUGAUGAAGCAACGGCGAGCUCGUCUGGAUCAGGGACUCAAGUAUAGCACUACGAGUAACCCUUAAAGGCACUGGACACUAUUGGUAAUUACUCAAGAUAAUUGUUAGCACAAAAACUUACUUGGUAACG
This is a messenger RNA of Asterias rubens (European starfish), 2745 nucleotides long. Its product is annotated as GTP-binding protein 1-like. The transcript has 12 exons. Bases 734 to 2662 code for a protein of 642 amino acids. Gene Ontology annotation, molecular function: GTPase activity; GTP binding; translation elongation factor activity. NCBI's taxonomy places the organism in Eukaryota, Metazoa, Echinodermata, Asteroidea, Forcipulatida, Asteriidae. The record is from RefSeq and is a predicted model, not a curated record. Gene Ontology annotation, biological process: translational elongation.